CUCACCAGUGCCCUCUGAGCCGGCUAGGAUGUUCGGGCUGUUCAGCGUCUGGAGAACCGUGGACAGCGUGCUCUUCUACCUGACGCUGAUUGUGGCUCUCGAGGGGGUGGUCGGUAAUGGGCUGGUGCUCUGGAACCUCGGCCUCCACAUCAAGAAGGGGCCCUUCUCUGUCUACCUGCUGCACAUGGCCGCCUCGGAUUUCCUGUUCCUCUCCUGCCAUGUGGGCUUCUCCGUGGCCCAGGCUGCCCUGGGCAUCCAGGACACGCUCUACUUCGUGCUCACCUUCCUGUGGUUCGUGGUGGGGCUCUGGUUGCUGGCGGCCUUCAGCGUGGAGCGCUGCCUCUCUGACCUCUUCCCUGCCUGCUACCAGGGCCGCUGGCCCAGACAUGCCUCAGCUGUCCUCUGUGCCCUGGCAUGGGCCCUAAGCCUGCCAGCCGUGCUGCUGCCUGCCAACACCUGUGGCCUGCUACGCACCAGCGUGCGCCCCCUGGUCUGCCUGCACUACCACGUGGCCAGCGUGGCCUGGCUCCUGCUGCUGGCUUUCGUGGCCUGUGUGGCCGGCGUGGUCCUCUUUGUCUGGGUGGCCUGCUGCUCCACGCGCCCUCGGCCCAGGUUCUACGGCAUCGUCCUGGGCAUGCUGCUCCUGCUCUUCUUCUGUGGACUGCCCUUGGUCCUCUACUGGAGCCUGCGGCCCCUGCUGAACUUCCUGCUGCCCAUCUUCUCCCCGCUGGCCAUGCUGCUGGCCUGCGUCAACAGCAGCUCCAAGCCCCUCAUCUACUUGACAUCAGGCCGGAAGCCCGGGAAGCGGGACCCGCUGCGGGUGGUGUUGCGGAGGGCCCUGGAGGAGGGCACUGGGCAGGGCACUGGGAUAGUGCUGCCUAUGGGCCGCUUAUAGGUGGGCUUGCCCUGCCCACAAGGCCUGCCAGGAGACGCCCACCCUUGCCCAGACGCUUCCAGGGCCGGGAGGAGCCCCGCCCACAACCUAGCUCUUACCCUGAGCACCUAAGGGCUGGACACAGCUGGGGAGACUUGGUCCUGACCACCCCCCAGCCAGGCGUGCUGAGGGUAAGGGACGCAGGGAACCGGAGCUGGAGGGAGGUUGGGCCAGGUGGGAGAAAGGAGAAGCCUCCUGAACAGGGGCAAGGACAGGCACCACGCCCCCCAGGCCCCGCCCAGGCCCCCUCACCCAGCCCCUCCCACCCUGCUGCACCUGAGUCACACAGAGAAAACUGAAGUAAAGCAGAGCCAGCCCCCAGCCCAUGAUGGGGGGCUGCUGGAUGGGAACCCAGGCCUCCAGGCUCCUGCCGCCCUCCAUGCCGCCUGCUGGCUGAGGCUCUGAUUCUCCCACUGCACAGUGUGUGGGGGGGAACUGCUCCUUGCUCUCCACCCCCCUCAGCCAUCAUUGUCCUGCCCACCCCACGUGGGCUACACCCAAGGCUCUGUCUCCCUCUCCGAGGCCCAGGACUUGCAGGUGCCCGAUGUCACCAGCAGAGGCCGCCAGGUGGUGCUGCUUCUGCGCAGAACAGACCCAGCCCCGUGGGCCGGCGGGCCAGGUGCCUCCA
This is a messenger RNA of Sapajus apella (tufted capuchin), 1562 nucleotides long. RefSeq names its product mas-related G-protein coupled receptor member G-like. Lineage: Eukaryota; Metazoa; Chordata; Mammalia; Primates; Cebidae. The record is from RefSeq and is a predicted model, not a curated record. The transcript has a single exon. The coding region runs from base 29 to 895 and encodes 288 amino acids. Gene Ontology annotation, biological process: G protein-coupled receptor signaling pathway. Gene Ontology annotation, cellular component: membrane. Gene Ontology annotation, molecular function: G protein-coupled receptor activity.